Molecule: messenger RNA, 1527 nt
Organism: Macrosiphum euphorbiae (potato aphid)
Lineage: Eukaryota; Metazoa; Arthropoda; Insecta; Hemiptera; Aphididae
Source: the annotation of a GenBank genome assembly
AUGACUUGCUGUGUUCCUUCAUGUAAAACAAAAAAUAAAAGUACCUUCUCAGUUCCUAAAGAUAAAACUUUGUUGUAUCUGUGGGAACAAUCGAUUGGCUUUCAAUUAAAGCCAAUUUCAAGAAUUUGCGAAUUACAUUUUGAGACGGAUGAUAUUAUAAAAACAUGGGAAUCUGGUCAAGGUAUAAGUAAAUAUAUUAUAUGUCGAAAAAGAUCAAAACUUCGUCCAGGAGCAAUUCCAAAAAAUUUUAAUUUCACUGAAAGUGUCGAUAGUACAAGUUUGGACUUACAAAAUUGUAACAUCGAUGAACUAAGUGGUCCAUCACCAAAAAAAAUGAAGAUUUCUGAAGAUGCUUAUAGUGUAGCACAAGAUCAUUGCUAUACUGCAAAAUCUCCAACUAAUACGGCCCCAACAGAAAUUAAUAAGCUUGGUGAAUUUAAAGAAGAUUUAUUUAGAUCAUUGGAGAAACAACUGGUGCUAACUGAAGAUUUAAAUAUAUUUAUACAAGUAAAUGGUAAAGAAGUUGCAAAAACUAAAUUAGGGCUUUCACAAAAUUAUAUACCUGAAUGUAUGGAUGAUAUAGAAAAUGUAUUGAAAUUAUUAGACAGUGCUAUACUAUGUCAGGGUGUGGAAUCAAUAAAAACAUAUGAUGACAUACAAUCAACAUUGGGUCCUAAAUGUGAGAAAUUGUUUGAUCAGUGGCACCACUCAAGCUGUACACAAAUACUAACUAAUGGACAAUUCUCUAGAUCUAGUAAUAUAUGUUUGUGGUGCAGACGUUUGUUGUAUAUUAUUAAGAACAAAGAAUCUCGAAAGUCUAAAAGACCAUAUUUUUCUCCAAAUAAAAAGAAAACAAUCAAGCAGCUAAAAAAAGUUAAAUAUGUAAUUAAACAGAAAUAUUCAAGAGCGUCUUUAAAAAUUGCUCGUUUACAACGAGAUUUGAUUGAAAUUCAAAACAAGAUGAAAGACAUUUCAGAUUCCAGUCUUAAUAAUAUGCUAAAUGCUUCUAAUAUACCUGAGUGCCAGACAAAACUAGUCCAAGAAAUAUUUAAUGCUGCAAAAAUGAAAAAUCCUAAGAAUCGGAAAUACAGUGAAAACUGGAUGUUACUAUGUCUGUUAUUUCAAAUUAGAUCACCUAGUGGUUAUAAAUUCUUAAGAGAACAGAAUAUAUUACGCUUGCCAUGUGUCAACUCAAUAAGGAAACAUUUACUAGCUGUGAAAAUAGGAUGUGGUUUUGAUCCAAAUUUGUUCAAAUUAUUACAAAAAAAAUUUUCAGCUAAAACUGAGAAUCAAAAAAUAGGAAUUCUGCUGUUGGAUGAAAUGUUUUUAAGGGAAAGUCUUGGCGUUAAUAGUCGAACCCUUACCUAUUCUGGACUUGAGGAUUACGGAGAUGAAAUAAAAUCAAACAAAAAUUCAAAUCUAAAAGCCAAUCACGGAUUGGUUUUUAUGUGGCAGAGCUUAGCCGAUAAUGUAGUACAACCAAUAGCAGUUUUUGCAUCUCAUGGGCCUGUAAAAGUUAAAUGUUAA